UAAAAGAUUAAAGACGGACUGCACCAACAAAGCAACUGGGUUUGUCACUGUCUGACUGAAUAUAUAUGGCCCGUACUCCCUUGGCAUAAAACAACUCUUCCAACUUCCAACUGACUCCCACGCCUUUCACUCAUACCAUUCAAUAAGAGAGGCGAGGGAGAAAGAGAGAGAGAGAUAGAGAUGGCGGCAGCGUCGUUUAGAUGGAUACUACAGCUACACAAGGACGUGCCCAAAGCAGCUCGGUUCUACUCAGAGGGGUUGGACUUAACCGUCAACGUUUGCACUCUCCGUUGGGCCGAACUCCAAUCUGGCCCUCUCAAACUCGCCCUCAUGCAAUCUCCGAAUGACCAUGUUGUGCAGAACGGAUACUCUUCACUUUUAUCAUUCACAGUGACUGAUAUUAACAGUACAGUGACAAAAUUGAUGACACUGGGAGCUGAACUAGAUGGUCCCAUCAAAUAUGAAAUUCAUGGAAAGGUUGCAGCCAUGCGAUGUAUUGAUGGCCACAUGCUAGGCCUCUAUGAACCACUUUAAGGGCCUCAAGAAAUGAGUUCCUCCAAUUAUGGAAAAUGAAGCAGGCAGCUAAGAGCUUUUAUUAUGGCAUCUUGAACUCUUUUGAUGACAUAGUGAAGACGUGAGAAGCUUCUCCUUUCUUUGGAUUCCCU
Messenger RNA from Quercus lobata, 665 nucleotides. RefSeq lists its product as uncharacterized. Lineage: Eukaryota; Viridiplantae; Streptophyta; Magnoliopsida; Fagales; Fagaceae. The coding region runs from base 181 to 534 and encodes 117 amino acids. The transcript is spliced from 3 exons. The record is from RefSeq and is a predicted model, not a curated record.